Messenger RNA from Kogia breviceps (pygmy sperm whale), 1970 nucleotides. The record is from RefSeq and is a predicted model, not a curated record. NCBI's taxonomy places the organism in Eukaryota, Metazoa, Chordata, Mammalia, Artiodactyla, Physeteridae.
AACGUCCCCUCGGUGCCGAUUCGCGCUCGCUUUCUGGCGCCGCGUCCCCGCCGCUGCUCAGGCCUCCGGACUCGGCAGGAGACCCGACUCGGCGCUCCAGCACGGCGGCGGUCCCGACUCCUUGACCGCCGCAUUUUCCCGCCGCCUUGGGGUGCGUUGGAGGGUCCCGCGGGUUCGCUGGGUCCGCAGAAAAACAUUCGAGACCAUAAAUUUCGAUGACCAAGAUGGAUAUCCGGGGCGCUGUGGAUGCUGCCGUUCCAACCAACAUCAUUGCUGCCAAGGCGGCAGAAGUUCGUGCGAACAAAGUGAACUGGCAGUCCUACCUUCAGGGGCAGAUGAUUUCUUCCGAAGACUGCGAAUUCAUUAAAAGAUUUGAGAUGAAAAGAAGCCCUGAGGAGAAGCAGGAGAUGCUUCAGACUGAAGGCAGUCAGUGUGCCAAGACAUUUAUAAAUCUGAUGACUCACAUCUCCAAAGAGCAGACAGUUCAGUACAUACUCACCAUGGUUGAUGACACGCUGCAGGAAAAUCACCAGCGCGUUAGCAUUUUCUUUGACUAUGCUAAACGUAGCAAGAACACUGCCUGGUCCUACUUUCUGCCCAUGUUGAAUCGCCAGGAUCUCUUUACUGUUCAUAUGGCAGCAAGAAUUAUUGCCAAGUUAGCAGCUUGGGGAAAAGAAUUGAUGGAAGGCAGUGACUUAAAUUACUACUUCAAUUGGAUAAAGACUCAGCUGAGCUCACAGAAACUGCGUGGUAGCGGUGUCGCUGUUGAAACAGGAACGGUCUCUUCAAGCGAUAGCUCUCAGUAUGUGCAGUGUGUGGCCGGGUGUCUGCAGCUGAUGCUUCGAGUCAACGAGUACCGCUUUGCCUGGGUGGAAGCAGACGGGGUGAACUGCAUCAUGGGAGUUCUGAGUAACAAGUGUGGCUUUCAGCUCCAGUAUCAGAUGAUUUUUUCUGUAUGGCUCCUGGCGUUCAGUCCUCAGAUGUGUGAACACCUGCGGCGCUACAACCUCAUUCCUGUUCUGUCCGACAUCCUGCAAGAGUCGGUCAAAGAGAAAGUGACAAGAAUCAUUCUUGCAGCAUUCCGGAACUUCUUAGAAAAAUCAACUGAAAGAGAAACUCGCCAAGAGUAUGCUCUGGCUAUGAUUCAGUGCAAAGUUCUGAAACAGUUGGAGAACUUGGAACAGCAGAAGUACGAUGACGAAGAUAUCAGUGAAGAUAUAAAGUUUCUCUUGGAGAAACUUGGUGAGAGUGUCCAGGAUCUUAGCUCAUUUGAUGAAUAUAGUUCAGAACUUAAAUCUGGAAGAUUGGAAUGGAGUCCUGUACACAAAUCUGAGAAAUUUUGGAGAGAAAAUGCUGUGAGGUUGAAUGAGAAGAAUUAUGAGCUCUUGAAAAUUUUGACCAAACUUCUGGAGGUGUCCGACGACCCACAAGUCUUAGCCGUUGCUGCCCAUGACGUUGGCGAGUACGUUCGGCAUUACCCGCGAGGCAAGCGGGUCAUCGAGCAGCUCGGCGGGAAGCAGCUGGUGAUGAACCACAUGCACCACGAGGACCCGCAGGUGCGCUACAACGCCCUCCUGGCCGUGCAGAAGCUCAUGGUGCACAACUGGGAAUAUCUUGGUAAGCAGCUCCAGUCUGAGCAACCGCAGACUGCAGCCGCCCGGAGCUGAACGGGCGCUCAGCCUCAGGGUCUCCAGCCGCCCCUUCACCUGGGGCAGAAGACCUGGAGUGUGAGCCUCAGUGAUUAGGGUCAAGAACAAACAAUUUCUCAUUUUACGCGUCAUUUUCUUCUGUUGUGUAGCUUUCCCCAGUGCUGAUUUCAAUAUGAGUGUUUGCCCGUUACUUUGUAUAUUAAAGUAGGUGCUUUCUGUAUCUAAGGAAAAUAGUACUGUUACAUAUACUGCUUGUAAUUUCUGUAUUUAUUGUUCUCUGGGAAUGAAGAUAGAAUUAUUAAAGGAUUCUCACUCCAAAUA